Epinephelus fuscoguttatus (brown-marbled grouper) is the source of this 5623-nucleotide messenger RNA. RefSeq names its product reversion-inducing-cysteine-rich protein with kazal motifs (gene reck). Lineage: Eukaryota; Metazoa; Chordata; Actinopteri; Perciformes; Serranidae. The transcript has 18 exons. Gene Ontology annotation, molecular function: metalloendopeptidase inhibitor activity; protein binding. Gene Ontology annotation, biological process: sprouting angiogenesis; blood vessel maturation; extracellular matrix organization. The record is from RefSeq and is a predicted model, not a curated record. Bases 1293 to 3761 code for a protein of 822 amino acids. Gene Ontology annotation, cellular component: plasma membrane.
GUUCAGGGGUGGUGGUGCUGCAAAAGCAGACUCAAGUCACCACAGAAACUUUUUCUAAACUAAAUAAAUCACUUCCUGUGUCCCAUCUCUUCACCAAGAUGAAUUUAAAGAUCAUGUUAACAGAUCCAAAAAUAUAUAACUAUGUAAAAAAAAGAAGAUGCGACACCAGUGCACACAAUGCAACCGACCCCGAUGCCAGUACCUGCAGGUGGUGGCCCACAGUGUGGCAGCUCCAUGUUGUUCAUUCAGGCCGAGCUCGAACGGGCCCCAUGGCCUGAGGCCCCGCCACCAGAUGCAGGCGACGUACUCUUUUCCUGGAUGUGUUGUUUCUUCGAGGUCUUCCUGAAUUCCUCUUAGGAAGCAUUCACACUGGUGCUAUUUGGUCCACUUUCACAGAUAGUUUGGUUCGUUUGGAGUGGUGUAAACGCUCAUUCGAACUCUGAUGCCGACCAAACGAGCGAACCCUGGUCUGCUUGAAAACUGGGUGUCUCGGUUCACUUGCAAGUGAACCCUGGUGCUGUUCACUUACAGUGGGAAAUGCAAACGGACUAUCCAGCGAGCCAAAGAGGGUUUUCUUCUUCCUCAUGCUUUUUUUCUUCCUGGUCAGUGGUCAUUUCUGGCAGUACCGCCUCCAAACGAGCAGCUGUUGUAACUGCGUGACGUUGUCCUGGUGGUUUGGUCCAGGGUGAAAGUGAACGGAACCAAAUGAAGGUGUGACAUUUUUUGGCCCCGCCCAAUCGAACUCAGUCACCCGGUCUAUUCUGGUGUGAAUCCCUCUCAGUCUGACCCCUCCCCUGGGACCACUUUGCCUUGGGAACCCCUACCACGGCGUAUUAGUCCUGGACAACACAGCUUCCAGGAUUAUGGGGACACGCAAACCCCUCCACCAAGUUAAGGUGGCGAUUCUUGGAGGUGUUCUGAGGUGUUGCCCCGGGGCAGACCCAGAACCCGCUGGAGGGAUUACAUAUCUCAUCUGGCCUGGGAGGCCUCCUGGGAGGAGCUGGAAGCGUUGCUGGAGAGAGAAAUACUUUGCUCAACCUGCUGCCCCAGCAACCCAGCUUCUGAUAAGCGGUUGAAAAUGGAUGGAUAGAUGAAAGAAGUUGCACCGUGAACACUAUAUUAGCGGAGUAUCCAGGAAGUCAGACGGCUGGGUGGGACUGGGCUGCUGUGAGCUGGCCAUCUCAGCUGAGUGUCGCAGGGAAUGCAGACAGGCAUCGUCUAAAAAUGACAUAACAAAAGUAUGCAAAAAAGUCACAGAGAACUCCCUCUACAGCUGCAUCACCAAAAAUGAAAUGGGCUCCACAUGCUGCAGCUAUGCAGGGCGUCACACCACCUGCAGGGAGUACUGCCAGGCCAUCUUCAGGACUGACUCGACCCCCACCGUGUCCCAGAUCAACGCCGUCAAAGAAUACUGUCAGAGUCACAGCGCCCAGCUGCUCAGCUGUGUCAGCAACUUCACCAAGUCUUACCCCAUACGCAGCCCGAUAGACAGUCUGUACUGCUGUGACCGGGCGGAGGCUCCACACUGCCAGGAGGCUUGCCGGCGAAUCCUUCGCACCAUGAGCACAGAGCAUGAGAUCAUGGAGGGUUUGAUCGAGGAGUGUGGCUCCCAGCCUCUCCCUCAGGAGCCCAUGUGGCAGUGCUUUCUGGGCAGUGCCCACCCUCCCUCCCCACCUGAAGAGGAGACCCCCCAUCCUGCCAAGAUGGACUGUGCCAAGCUGCACUGCUGCUCCAAGGCUAACACGUCCCUCUGCAGGGACAUGUGUCAGGAGAUCAGCACUAACUGGGGCAGCCAGACGUGGCAGGACUUCGACCAGCUCUGUGAGUACAACCCAGUGGAGACGGAGCUCAUCAACUGCCUGGCUGAUGUCAGAGAGCCCUGUCAGCUGGGCUGCAAGGACCUCGCCUACUGCACCAACUUCAACAACAGGCCGACAGAGCUGUUCCGCAGCUGUAACGUCCAGUCAGACCAGGGUGCCAUGAACGACAUCAAGCUGUGGUCCAACGGUACGAUCAAGAUGCCAUUCAUGAACAUCCCCGUGCUGGACAUCAGGAAGUGUCUGCCGGACAUGUGGAAGGCGGUGGCCUGUUCGCUGCAGAUCAAACCAUGCCACAGCAAGUCCAGAGGAAGCGUCAUAUGCAAAUCAGACUGUGUGGACAUCCUGACCCAGUGUGGCGACAGGAAACGUUUCCAUGAAGGUCAAACUCCAGAGAGGAUCUGUGAGCUGCUGUCGCCCAUUGAUGACCCUGAACGCUGCAUCCCCCUCCACAGAUACCUCACCCCCAGUUCCCUAGGCAACAACAUCGUGGAGGAGGUCGUCCAUCCAUGCAACCCCAACCCCUGCCCUAACAACCACCUAUGUCAGGUCAACAGGAAGGGCUGCCUUGAUGAUCUCAACUGUCAGCCAUACCUCUGUGUGCCAGGCUGUAAACUGGGCGAGGCCUCAGAGUUCCUGGUGCAGCAGGACGCUCGUAUCCAGGUGCCAACUCGUGCUGGCCCUGCCGGGUGCUACGAGGUGUGCAGCUGUGGUCCCAGUGGGCGCCUGGAGAACUGUGUGGAGAUGCCCUGUGUGGACACCAACAAGCCGUGCGUCGUAGGAGGACAGAGGAGGAGCCACGGGACGACUUUCAGGAUGGACUGCCACACCUGCUCCUGCUUCGCUGGUGACGCCAUCUGCUCUACGAGAGAAUGUCUCAGCUUCGACAGCUUCAACGAGGACCACAAACACUUCACCGGCCUUCCCUGUAGUUGUCCAGACCGCUUCGUCCCAGUGUGUGCCUCUAAUGGACGGACCUAUCCCAGCGCCUGCGUGGCCCGCUGUAUGGGUUUCAAGGACUAUCAGUUUGUCUUUGGCCUGUGCCGCCUCAGUAACCCCUGCGCCAGCAAACCCUGCCAGAGAAACCAGAGGUGCAUCCCAAAGUAUCGCGUGUGUCUGAGUGACUCGUCAGACUGCCUGCAGUACGAGUGUGUUGGCCGGCCGGCAGCCUGCGAUAAGAACAGCGUGGAGCCGGUGUGUGAUACCGACGGCCUCGUCCACCCCAGUCUGUGCCAGCUGCAGCAGGCUGGGAAAACCAUGGCGUACAUGGGCCACUGCCAGGACGCCUGUAGGAAGCCUCAGCAAGUGUGUGGCCAUAACGGUGAGACAUACAACACAGUGUGUGACGCCUUCUCCGACCGCGUGGCUGUGGACUACGAGGGCCCCUGCCACGCUGUAGGGGCCGUAUCUGAUGUGGCCCCCGAGUCUGCGUGCAGUGUGAUUCCCUGUCCACCUCUGUCCGCUCCAGGCUGCCAGCCUGUCAUUCCACCUGGAGCCUGUUGUCCGAUCUGUGCCAGCAUGCUGCAGAUCCUCUGGAACAAAGAGCAGAUGAACACUUUCUCCAAGCUGAAUAAGAACCAGCCCGUGACGGUCCACGACGUCCUGCAGAUCCUGCGGCUUCACGUCUCGGUGCCACAGUGCGACGUCUUCGGCUACCUGAGCAUCGAUCACGAGCUGGUGGUCCUCAUCGCUCCGGUGGACCAGCAGCCGACCCCACUGCAGAUCGAAGCCUGCAGUAAGGAGGCUGAGAAGAUUGAUUCCCUCAUCAACUACGCCAGCCCCACGCUGGUCUCCCACGUCCCCCUCUCCGCAUUCCUCGUGUCCGAGAUCAAGACCUCCUCCAUCCGCUCGUCCGGGGGCACUCCGCCUUCACCUCUGCCCCCGGGCCUGUGCUUCCUCCUGGGCCUCGUCAUCGCUGCAGCCCCUGUCCUCCACCAGGUCUAAGUACUUAUAACCCCCUCCAGCAUCUCUCUCACUAACUCUUGAGUGUUCCAAAGUACCCGCGCCUCUCUUCCUGGGAUGUUGGGGAUGUCAUGAGGUGAGUGUGUCCAGUGGUCACGGAGCAGGAAGAAGCAGCGGCGACGCCUUUUUUCGACAAUCAUUCCUAUUGACUCACCUGCGUGCCAAACAAUCAAGGCGGUGGAAAAGCUAUUAUUCUGGAAAGCUUUUGUAUGAACAGUGUUAUUAAGUGAAAGAGUUACUCACUGGGUUUCCCUCCAGUGAAGUGUGCUUAAGUGUGUGAGUGUGUGUGUGUGUGUAUGUAUGUGUGUAUGUGUGUGUGAGACCUUUAAGAAGCAUUUGACUUCAUACCAGCAGUGUUUAUCCAUUAGCCCUAGCAGCGAGCUCUCCUCUCAAAGCUGUUGAGUGGGAAUGUAAAUUUCAUGACUCACUCUGUCUUGCGCCGAGGCUUUAUGUGUGGGUUUAUAUGUGUGUGUGUGUGUGUGUGUGUGUGUGUGUGUGUGUUUGUGCAUGUGUGUGUGUCCGAUUGGAUUUCAACAGACGAGGACAAAACAUCCCUGUCUGGCAGCACAUCUGUCUGACAAAUUACCCAAAAUUCCCUCAGCCACACACACUUUCACACCCACUCACACACACAGAUUGGUGUCACUCAAUCCAGACUUCAGUGUGUAUCAGAUGGAGUCUGGUCAGUGUUCAUGUGACACUUUUAAAGCCUCCGCUAAAUGAGAAUGCACAGUCUGUAUCGCAGUGCAUGUUGUACUGUAUAUACAUGUGAGGUGUAUAUGGACCUCGUGUUUGAACCUCUAACCUCAGCAGUAUUAGUGCCAUGCUCAUGGACUGAGCCAGCUCAGAUGAAACUAAUCCAGCCUCCAAAGUCGGUUCUAACUACUGACCAAACAAAGUUACGGAGUCAAUCAAAAAGUGGAAAUAUUAAGGGAGCCCACAUUCUGACGUGGUGGUCGGGGUUAGAUGUCAGUCUUACCUGAUGACACCAAGCUUUCCUUCCAAAACAGUCCUGGUAACACUUUAAAGUAGCGUUCAUAUAUUAUAAGUUAGUAUUAUCAAUGCAUGAAUGCAGAAAGUAUAAAGGGAAAAAUGCUUAAUGGAGCAACUGUGUCAUUAAUUCUAUGACAAUAUACCAAUGUUGUUCUGCUCCGUAGCCCGAUAACUCAAGUCGUGUAUUUCUGCUGAGCAUUUUUCAAAGUAUAACAUCAUGGAUUUCCUCAUUUUCAGCUUAUUUCGCAACCAUGUGAGCAAAGGCGUAACUUUGGUGUGAGAAGGAACACGUAAAGACUUUGGUGACCAAAGUAUAAUCAGGGAUAUAAUUAAGUUUGUUAAAUUUAAAGCUAAAUUCUACAAGGAUAAUACUAAAUAUGCUACUCUGUGGCACUUUCGAAGUAUAUGAGAGUAGUAGUUGCAAGUAGUUUUAAGUGAUCAGAUCACAAAAUAUCUUGGUGGUCGUUAACACUUGUAUUUAGCACUGCCCACUUGUGAUCAGUAGUAAUGGCCAAAUGAAGCUUCAUGAAGCAUUUUCUUUAUUUUCCGAGCCCACUAGAUGGCACUCUUUGUUCAACAAAAGGUUGAAAGCACACUGAAUUGAGGCUUCAUUUGGCCAUCACUAGUGAUCGGGUCACACAAGACACGUGUUAAUACCAGGCUGAUAAUGCCACAAGCCACAACAAAACGACCGUCCUAACACACGAUAAGGCCUUCACGUGUUACAUUUUGUCCAACUUACUGUCCAAAAACCAAAGGCAAAUCCUCACAUUUGAGAAGCAGGAACCACAGGACCAAUAAAUGAUCAGUAAAUGAGUCAAAUUAAUUUUUAAAAUAUAUAAUAACAAUAA